Drosophila montana is the source of this 6191-nucleotide messenger RNA. RefSeq lists its product as uncharacterized. The record is from RefSeq and is a predicted model, not a curated record. The transcript has 3 exons. The coding region runs from base 104 to 6034 and encodes 1976 amino acids. Lineage: Eukaryota; Metazoa; Arthropoda; Insecta; Diptera; Drosophilidae.
GUCAAACACUUCAACUCGGCAUUAAUUUCGAGAGGAAAAUUUCUAUUUUUUUUUCGGGCUAAAAGAUCAAUUACCAUUGGGCAAAAUUGUUGAAUCCCCAACCAUGCACAGUGCGCAGUGUAAAACGCCCAACGGUCAGUUGACACAAAAUGAUUUAGCCAAUACGCCAGAACAUCUGCGUCCCGGAUUCAACGGACAUGUGCGUCAGUAUGAUCCCAGGGAAUUUGGUCUGACGAAUAACGAAGAAUGGCGCAAUCCGCGGAUCUUCCGGAAUAUGACAUAUGAGACCGACGCUGAGGCCAUGGAUGCGCUGCGGCUGGCGCAGCCGCGAAGACAAAUGUAUCGCCCACCUACGGGGGUAAAUCUAAGCAAUUUGACACAGGAGUGUCUGGCUGAUGUGUCGGCACCGGCGUUUGAUCUGAGCAUGCCGUCUCAGAUGUCUGGGCCGGGGGGCGAGUAUCUGGCUAAUAUCUCGCCGCCGCAUAUGUGCGAUACAGACAAGUCUGUGGGCCAAAAUGAUGCAAGCAACUACGUGGAUAGCGUUUACCGCCAGGUUGUGCACAGUUUCAAGAAUCCGCGUGAGCGCAAUGUGCCUGGUGAUAAUCUGUUGCCCGCGGUGGAGAACCGAUCUCCAGUGCCUAAUCAAGUGCCCGAAAAAGGCACCGCUCAAAAGAACAACAGUGUGCUAACUACACUGCGCAAGAUAACCACCCAUCGGGAUCAGUGCGGAAAUGUUACAAGUCGCGUCGAGGAGACCAGCACAGUGUCCAACACUCCCUACGAGCAGGCGACUAAUUUGGAUUGCACACCAGUCGGUACGGGUCAGGGGGGACAGGGACGUCAUCUACACUUUUCCAUGCCAGCCCAGUCGGAGAAUAUCGCUGAUAUCUCGAUGCCCUCAUUUUACGAUAAUUCCAUGCCAGCAAUGAGUACGCGAAUAGCCCCACAGGGCAUGACCAGUGAACGGCUGGCAGACAUAAGUGCUCCCGCGUUUGCGGACUCAGUGGGAAGACGAAUGCAAGCAACGCCGCCUACUAUCAGCAAUAUCUUAGCGCCGCCUAUUGGUAAAAAUGUGUGCCUGGAAAAUAUAAGUGCUCCCUCUUUUCCAAAUAGCACCGUUAACAGUUCUAGAAGUCCAGGCGUAGAAGAUAUAUGUGAUAUGUCGGCACCGCUAUUCGCUAGUACCAAUCGUUUCGAGUGUCUCGAAGAUAUAUCCAUGCCGUCUGGCGUCUCUGGCGCUAAAGGUGAUUCGAAACGACAAGCAACAGAGUUUCCCAAUGAAUGCUUGCAUAAUGUGACAAUGCCAUCGUUUGGAGGUAUUACGGGUGCUUCAGGUGCGUCAAGGCGACAAGUUAACUUAACGUCCAACGAGUGCCUAGAAGAUAUAACAAUGCCUUCAUAUGGCGGAGUUUCUGCAGCGUCAAAUAGACAAGCAAGCUAUAUACCUAGUGAAUGCCUGAAUGACGUAAGUGCCCCAUCCUUUGUGUCCAGUACCUUGCGUAGUAGAACACCUCGACGCCAACAAAGGUCCAUGCCCUCACAUAAUACAUUAGACGCAACAGCUCUGGAGGACAUCAGUAUGCCUUCCUUUGAAGGAGUAUCGAGUGCUACAGCAAGAACAUUUCAGCAGCGAUCAAUGCCUUCCCAGACUAUCUGUGACAUAUUAGCACCAUCUUUCGAAACUUUUGGGCAGGCUCCAAAUACCAAUGAAUGCUUGGAAAAUGUAACGAUGCCAACAUAUGGUAGUUCAGGACAUGGGACUUAUCAGUACCUGGAGGAUAUCAGCAUGCCCUCGUUUGGAGGAGUAUCGGUAGGUUUAAGAGGAGCAGGAUCUCCAUCGCGACAACAGCGAUCAAUGGCGCCGUCACAAAUUACACCGGGACAAAUGACAAAUGAGUGUUUGGAGGAUGUUACAAUGCCAUCCUAUGAGUAUUCUGGCAGAGGGCCCGCGAAUAAUCUGGAGGACGUCAGUAUGCCUUCGUUUGGAGGAGUAUCGGCUGCUUCAAAAGCAAGAACCCUGACACGUCAACAACGUUCAAUCCCUACCCAAACUGUGUGUGACAUAUUGGCCCCAAGUUUUGAAAACAGUGGACGAGGGCCUUCGACAGCGCAUGAAUAUUUAGAGAACGUGACCAUGCCGUCCUUUGAAAGCUCAGCCCGAGGACCCAUGACUAAUGAGUUCUUGGAAGACGUUAGUAUGCCAUCCUUUGUUGGAGUAUCCGGUGUUUCGAGGGCAAGAACUCCGACACGCCAGCAACGAUCAAUGCCAACGCAGAAUAUCUCUGCCACCCCAGUUCCCUCACCGGGAAGUAGUCGACGUGGGCCAACGACUAAUGAGUGCUUGGAGGACAUAACAAUGCCAUCAUAUGGGAGCUCAGGUAGAGGAGCCACGAAUGAGUUCUUAGAAGAUAUUUGUAUGCCUUCGUUUGCCGGAGUAUCGGGCGCUUCAAGAGCAAGAACUCCGACACGGCAGCAGCAAACGAUGCCAUCCCAGAAUAUAUAUGACAUAUCAGCACCGUCUUUUGGUAACAGUGGACGUGUACCAGUGACAAAUGAAUGCUUAGAGGACGUAACUAUGCCUUCAUUUGCCGGUAUAUCGGGAUCCUCAAGACGGCAACAGGCUAUGCCUUCUGAGUGCUUGGAAGACGUCAGUGCACCUUCAUUUGGACAGAUAAUGUCGCGUAGUAGAUCACCGCGACGUCAACAAAGGCCUUUAGAAAAUAUUAGCAACGCAAGUCGAGCACACGCGACAAAUGGGUACCUUGAGGACAUCACCAUGCCUUCCUUUGGAGAAGUAUCGAGUGCUUCAAGGGCAGGAACCCCGACGCGUCAACAGCGUUCCAUGCAAACCCAGAAUAUCUGUGACAUUUCUCCUCCUUCAUUUCGGAGACGCGUUCCAAAUACUAGUGAAUGUUUAGAAAAUAUAAGCAUGCCGUCAUAUGUGACCGCAGAUGCCUCAAGAGCAAGAACUCCGACACGGCAGCAGCAAACGAUGCCAUCCCAGAAUAUAUAUGACAUAUCAGCGCCGUCUUUUGGUAACAGUGGACGUGGACCAGUGACAAAUGAACGCUUAGAUGACGUAACCAUGCCGUCAUUCGGAGGAGUAUCAGGGUCUUCACGACGACAGCAAGCCAUGCGCUCCGAGUGUUUGGAUGAUAUCAGCGCACCAUCGUUUGGCCGGAGCGUAUCGCUCGGUAGAUCACCUCAAGGUCCGCAGAAGCUCCAACGAAACAUUGUAGAUAUAACUGCUCCGUCAUUUGCCAGUUCAGGUCGGGGCCCUCAAACUAAUGACUACCUGCAGGACGUUAGCAUGCCUUCAUUUGCAGGAAUAUCGGGGGCUUCGAGAUCAAGAACUCCGAUACGACAACAGCGCUCAAUGCCAUCGCAGAAUAUCUGUGACAUAUCAGCUCCAUCAUUUGGAAGCAGUGGACGUGGUCAAAAUACAAAUGAAGGUUUAAAGAACUUAUCAGGUGCAGGACCAUCAUAUAAUCAGUACUUGGAGGACAUUAGCAUACCUUUCUUUGAAGGUGUAUCGGGUGCUCCAACAGCAAGAACUCCGACUCGGAAGCAGCAAUCGAUGCCAUCCCAGAAUAUUUGUGACAUAUCAGCGCCGUCGUUUGGUAGCAGUGGACGUGGACCAGUGACAAAUGAACGCUUAGAUGACGUUACUAUGCCGUCAUUUGGAGGAGUAUCAGGGUCUUCACAACGACAGCAAACCAUGCGUUCCGAGUGCUUAGAUGACAUCAGCGCACCAUCGUUUGGCCGGAGCGUAUCGCUCGGUAGAUCACCUCAAGGUCCGCAGAAGCUCCAACGAAACGUAGAUAUAACUGCUCCGUCAUUUGCCAGUUCAGGUCGGGGUCCUCAAACUAAUGACUACCUGCAGGACGUUAGCAUGCCUUCAUUUGCAGGAAUAUCGGGGGCUUCGAGAUCAAGAACUCCGAUACGACAACAGCGCUCAAUGCCAUCGCAGAAUAUCUGUGACAUAUCAGCUCCAUCAUUUGGAAGCAGUGGACGUGGUCCAAAUACUAAUGUAUAUGAAAGUUCGGGCAGAGGUCCAGCGACUAAUGAGUGCUUAAAUGACAUUAGUAUGCCUUCCUUUGCUGGAGUGUCGGGUGCUUCGAGAGCAAGAACUCCGACACGUCAACAGCGAUCAAUUCCAUCCCAAAAUAUCUCUGCCACCCCUGUUCCCUCACCUGGAAGUGGUCGACGUGGGCCAACGACUAAUGAGUGCUUGGAGGACAUAACAAUGCCAUCAUAUGGAAGCUCAGGCAGAGGAGCCACGGCUAAUAAAUAUGCUGGGCGAAGUUUAUCACAAGGAGCAAGUCCCAGAACUCAACAAUUAUCGGCGCUUAUUGAUAGCUCUGGAAGAGAUCCAAUGGCGAGUGAGUGCAUAGAAAAUAUAACAGCGCCAAGUGGCGUUUCAGGUGCUGGCACAAGUCGGCGAGAAUUGACAAUGCCCAGCGAGUGUUUGGACAAUGUGACUCCUCCCUCCUAUGGGCGCAGUGGAAUAUCCCAAAAUACACCACAGUUGUGGAACAUAUCUCCACCGGUAUUUGACACUUUCACCAGUCAACCGAGCAAUUUGCGUAGACCGCGUUCUGUACCGGCUUAUCUCAGCGAGUAUCUAGAUGACGAGACUGCUCCCAGCUUUGGCAACAGCAGUAGGGGUAUGAAGAGUCUAUAUCAGAUGCCGCUGCAAGAAACCGAUGCAUCGACUGACUCAAUGCAGCACGGAACGCCGCUUCGACAGGUUCACAGUUUUCCGGUCAUCCCCAGUCAACAGAACAUUGGUGACAUUUCAGCACCUUCUAUGGGCAGUCCGGCGCAUGAGUUUUACAAUAGCUUCCAAAACUCGAGAGCUGUGCGGCAACCUACUGCCGAUGAAUCCUAUCCAAGCGAAAUGCUGGGUAAUGUAAGCGCCCCUUCAUAUGCAAGCACUAUGAAUCGUUCUCAGCCUAAUCGGCCGACAAACUUUAGUGCAGCCUACGAGAACCUUGAAAACGUUACAGAACCUUCGAUGUUUGCUAAUAGCUCUACGCGUUCUCAAAUGCCUUCUAAUCGUAACAAUUCUCGGCCACUUGAAACGCCCGAAGAUAGACAGAAAACCAACUUUAGUCAUUCCACUGGCAAACGUCUUGAGGAUGUAAUGGAUAUAAGCGAACCAUCUGGACUGUAUCGAAGUGGUGCACACGCUCAGAAUGCGGAGAAUAUGGGCAUACCCUCGGAGAGAGGGCAGGACUUGAGUGGGAUGCAAGUAAAAAGGGGCGACUCAAAUCUUUCUCAGCAAAUAUCAAUCUCUGAGCAAAGUGUGAAGAGGACUGUGAUCCAAAAUACAUCUGGUCAGCUUGGCAAUGAAAGUGAACCCUCCGCACUCAAUAAUAGUGCGAAUGGGCCAGUCGCAGUUGAGGUGGAAAAUGUGACUGUUACGACAUCUGUGACUUCCGUGAAGCGUUUAUAUCCAAACGAAGACAGUCGGAUGGAGGACGGCUACGACAACCGAAAUCGCGACGAAAAGGCCUACGACAACCGAAAUCGCGACGAGAAUGGCUACGACAACCGAAAUCGCGACGAGAAUGGCUAUCAGAAUGCACCGAACUACCAGGGCAUAAACGACAUCUCUAUGCCGCCAUAUGAGAGCACUGGCAACAGCUCGCCGGGCCAAUCGAAGCGUAACAAUAUGUAUCUCUCAGAUAUCAGUGAGCCAACCUACGGUCCCUCUUACCAGUCAACCCAGUCAACCCAGAGCCAUGACCCUAAUGCGACCUUCCACGGCUUUGACUCAAUGGACAACUAUGCCCCGUUCGAUCAGCUAGUCAAUUCGAUGCCGCAAAAUCAAUUAUCGAACAGCAAUGCAUUACCUGACAACGGUCUCGCCACGCCAGAGCCGGUGCGUGGCAAAAAUGUUCAAAUUAACAAAACACCCAACAGCCAAAGGUCAGAACAGCAAACGGGUCAAAAAAAUCCGUGUUCAUGUUCAGCGAGCUUGUAUGGGAGGACGCCCACCAAUACCCCAAAUCGUAAUCCACCUCGUUAGGAAAUUUACUCUCUAAACAUUUUGUCCACAUUCUGAGCCUACUCUUCGGGAGGGGAUCCUGCAAUUGAAAAUAUUUAUGAUUUAGUACUUGUUUUAAGCCUGAAAAAAUGAUCGAAAUUCGAGUUAACAAUAAAAUGGAAGUGAAGUGAAUACCAAA